Molecule: messenger RNA, 1517 nt
Organism: Sesamum indicum (sesame)
Lineage: Eukaryota; Viridiplantae; Streptophyta; Magnoliopsida; Lamiales; Pedaliaceae
Source: RefSeq, a predicted model, not a curated record
AUCCAAUGUCGAUUCUUUUCGCCAUCCUCCUUUAAUGUUUGAAUGAUAAAUGUCUGCUCCGGGAAACAUGUGUCUAUCGUUUUCCAGCUAUUUUAAUUAAUCCCCUCUCCCUCUCCCUCCCUCUCUCCCUCUCUCUCUCUCUCUCACACACACACACACACACACAUUUUUUCUAGAACAGAAGAGACACCCCAAAAGAAAUCAUCAUUCUUUAACAAAGGAGUUAAGUACCAUCAAAGAAAGAAACAUAUGUACAUAGACUGAUUGAUCAAUCAUGGGGAGAGCUCCUUGCUGCGACAAAGCUAAUGUGAAGAAAGGGCCAUGGUCUCCGGAAGAAGAUGCCAAGCUCAAGUCCUACAUCGAGGAACAUGGCACCGGCGGUAACUGGAUCGCUUUGCCUCAAAAGAUCGGUCUAAAGAGAUGCGGGAAAAGCUGUCGCCUGCGAUGGCUGAAUUAUCUCCGCCCCAACAUAAAACAUGGAGGAUUCUCUGAAGAAGAAGAUAACAUCAUUUGCAGCCUCUAUAUAAGCAUUGGUAGCAGGUGGUCUAUAAUUGCAGCCCAGCUGCCCGGAAGGACUGAUAACGACAUCAAGAACUACUGGAAUACCAGGCUGAAGAAGAAACUUCUUGGAAAGCAGCGCAAGGAAAAACAGGCGCGGGGUAGGGGAAAGCAGCAUUCAUGCGCCGUUCCUGCAGAUAGUGUCAUCUGCCAGCACCCAGCUGUCUACGAGCCUCAAAUGCCGCCUGUGCUUCCAGUACCUAUACCUUACUCAGUCCAAGAGCCACGGUUGAACAACCACGCUUCCAUCAGAAAGCUGUUGAUCAAACUUGGAGGAAGGUUUUCCGAUGUCAAUCAUAUGGAAUUGGAGCAACUCAGGUUUCAGGAUCCUGCCAUUGAUGAAUCCCUCGUUGAACCUGCAGCAGCUUACAAUUAUUCUGUUGAUAUGAUAUCUAAUACUUCUACUCAUCAAGUCCCUUUACUCGAGACAACUUCGGAUGGGUCACCGUCAGUGCCAAAUGCGCCUGAUUUUGGUAUGAUCAAUGGGACCGAUAUGAACACUAUGAAAUCAGGCAUGAUCAAUGGGACCGAUAUGAACACUAUGAAAUCAGGCAUGAUCAAUGGGACCGAUAUGAACACUAUAUUGCACGGAGGAAACCUUAACUUAGCAGCUGAGACUGACCAUGGGGUGUACGAGAAUCAGCAGAAAUUACAAGGGCUGGAGUUCUUUUAUGAUGAUAUUGUCAAUGGGAUUGGGUGUGGGGAAAGCAUGGAUUGGGGGGAGAUGAAUUCUUUGCUUCUUGCAGCAGCUGCAUCGAACAAUAAUGAAGGGCUCUUACAGGGAUCCACCCUGGAGGAGUUUGCUAUUGAUAAGAUGAGGUACCCUGGAACUCAUUGAUGAUCAUUUCAGUAUUGUAUAUUUCAUGGUGUAAAUUACAGUAUUGUGCUUGCGGGAGAGACAUUUGGAUUCGUAUAUUAUUAAAAACCCUAACGGCCUUAAUUAUCUGUAGCAAUAUUAA